Mucor velutinosus is the source of this 1605-nucleotide messenger RNA. RefSeq lists its product as uncharacterized. Lineage: Eukaryota; Fungi; Mucoromycota; Mucoromycetes; Mucorales; Mucoraceae. Bases 1 to 1605 code for a protein of 534 amino acids. The record is from RefSeq and is a predicted model, not a curated record. Gene Ontology annotation, biological process: nuclear-transcribed mRNA poly(A) tail shortening; regulation of DNA-templated transcription. Gene Ontology annotation, cellular component: P-body; CCR4-NOT core complex; nucleus. The transcript is spliced from 8 exons.
AUGUCCAUGAAAAAGUUGCAAGUCGAGAUAGACAGACUGUUGAAGAAAGUGAGCGAGGGCGUAGAAACCUUUGAGAACAUCUUUGACAAGAUCAAUUAUACCAACAACGCCAACCAAAAGGAAAAAUACGAGCAAGAUUUGAAGAAGGAAAUCAAAAAGCUGCAGCGACUUCGAGACCAAAUCAAAACAUGGCUAUCAUCCAACGACAUUAAAGACAAACGUGCUCUUCUAGACAACAGAAAACUGAUCGAAGCUCAAAUGGAGCGAUUCAAGCAGAUUGAAAAGGAGAUGAAGACAAAGGCCUACUCCAAGGAAGGUUUGUUGCAGAAGGAACGUUUGGAUCCCAAGGACAAGGAGAAAGCAGAUGCUUGCGAGUUUGUCACUAAUGCUGUGGACGAGCUGUCAAGACAGAUUGAGCAUGAGGAAUUCGAAAUCGAACAACUGGAGGGCUCGAAGCGUGGCAAUAAGAAAUCAGACCACCAGCGUGUGGAGCGUGUGCUUGAAAUGGAGCACUUGAACGAAAGAAGAAAAUUUCACAUCAACAGACUGGAGCUCAUUUUGAGAUUAUUAGAGAAUGAUCACCUGGAGCCUGAGCGUGUCAAUGAUUUCAAGGAUGCGAUUCAGUAUUAUGUCGAGUGCAACCAGGAGCCGGAUUUCGAGGAAGAUGAAGGGUUGUAUGACGAGUUGGAUCUGGAAAAGGAGGAGGAAUUGUACGCAAUCCGAACAGACGAAUUUCAUAAUAAAUCUGACUCUGAAGCAGAGGAUGAAGGGGGUGAUGGAAAUGAUCAUGAUCAUUUUUCCUCGCUAUCCACGCCGGUGCAUAGCCCUAAAAAGUCUUCUAAAUCAAGCCCUAAAUCAUUACAAGGUGAGGUGGAGUCAAGUACCGCGAAAACAACAAGCAGAGAUGCAUCUUCUACGACAUUCUCCUCUAACAACGCUCAAAGCAUGUCACCCUCCACCAAAUCAUCGGACAAAGUGUCUGCUUGGAACGAACCACCCAAGAUUGCUGAUCAAUCGAAAUCGCCGUCAUCCUCCAUUACGUCUGACAAACGAGCUCUUAUAUCCAGCCCAUAUUCCGCAACAACAUCCAGUACGAGCGAAAAGGACCUCAAAUUGCCCGCAUCACUCACUGAUUUAGCACCAUCGUUUGAGCUGAUUAGAAACAAGAGCAAAGCUGAUCUCCACUACACAAAUCAGAUGCUGGAUGCUAGUUUUCAGCAUGUGCCUGAUUUGAUUGACUCGGAACGACCAAAAGUAUACCAACCUCGCAAUCCAUUCAGCAACCCCAGCUAUUACCCACAACAACCGCUCAUUAUAUUCGAUAACCCAGCUCUUUACGAGAAGUUUGACAUGAAUACACUUUUUUACAUUUUUUACUAUCAACAAGGCACAUAUCAACAAUAUCUGGCAGCGAAAGAAUUAAAGAAACAAUCUUGGAGAUUCCACAAAAAAUAUUUGACAUGGUUCCAGCGACAUGAAGAGCCAAAAAUCAUCACCGAGGAUUAUGAACAAGGAACCUACAUCUAUUUUGAUUACGAAGGUGCUUGGUGUCAGCGAAAGAAAACAGAGUUUAGAUUUGAAUAUCGUUACCUGGAAGAAGCUUGA